AUAUCUUCAAGUCGGUCGCACCAAUGCCGAGCAUUGGAAGCGUCGCCUUGGACGACACAUGAUAUCCAGUACCAUCUUCAUCUGCUUACCGCCUCGCCUCACCUUUCUCCGAAACGCGAUAAUCAUCCGCUGGCGCUGUUGGCAGGUGCAUCAUGGCCAUUACUCCGGGAUAGACACAGUCAUGGAGAUUUUCACAUGAUCAUGAGGAGACUUUGAACGGGUGUUGAGUUGUCUUACCCAAACAGACGGCAAAUUCCUUGGCCUCACCGUUGUUGAGAUGACAAGACAGAUUGGAGCGGGCUAUGCCACCGUCUGAUGUUCUACCUCUCGCUCAUCACUAGCACGGGCACUGCGCAGCCGCUCUUGGCGGUGCUUCACCACCAAUGUGUUUGCUACCACAAAAUUACUUCGGAAUGGGACCAGACGUUCCAGGAGGUUGUACUCGCCAAAAAUCCUCAUGUCUUGAGCGCGCUUCGUCACAGCGCCUUGAGCAAAUUAUACCGAGCGGCGCAACUGCUACUGGUACUGACCUGUAGGAGACUUUGACGCGACAAAAGCUUCUACCCCCGGGAUAUUGUCAACACGUAAGCUCGCUUGCUCAAUAAGCCGAAAUAAGGCUGUAAAGAUCGUCAGAAUUCCCUUGGCAAUUGCGAGCAAAGCGUGCGUCGAGCAACUCAAUUUCAGCACUGGCGCAG
Molecule: messenger RNA, 695 nt
Organism: Colletotrichum acutatum
Lineage: Eukaryota; Fungi; Ascomycota; Sordariomycetes; Glomerellales; Glomerellaceae
Exons: 1
Coding region: 316-546 (76 amino acids)
Source: RefSeq, a predicted model, not a curated record